This is a messenger RNA of Heteronotia binoei (common prickly gecko), 498 nucleotides long. RefSeq names its product NADH dehydrogenase [ubiquinone] 1 subunit C1, mitochondrial-like. NCBI's taxonomy places the organism in Eukaryota, Metazoa, Chordata, Lepidosauria, Squamata, Gekkonidae. The transcript has 4 exons. Bases 42 to 275 code for a protein of 77 amino acids. The record is from RefSeq and is a predicted model, not a curated record. Gene Ontology annotation, cellular component: mitochondrion.
UCGCGCCAUGGAAAUUUCCUAUACGGAGAGAGGAAACCGACAUGGCGGCGCCCUUGCAAGCUUUGCAGAGGUUUCUCCGGCUUUCGGGGACCCCAACCCCCACAUUGUCUCGUUCUGCAUUCACAGCAAGGAAGGAUGAUUCAAGAAAUCCUGACUGGCUGAAAGUUGGUGUAACUGUUGGUUCCACAAUAGCUAUAUGGGUUCUGCUCUUAAAACAACAUAAUGAUGAUAUUAGAGAAUAUGAAAGGAGAAAAGCAGAGAGAGAGUGUUCGUAGUUGUCUUAAGAUGGUGAGUUGAAGGUGUGCUCCUAAGAAUCUACGGCAGUUAAUGCAUACUGCACAAGGCGAUUAUUAAUUUAAGAUACGCAUUAGUUAUUGGAUUUACUUCUAAUUCAUAUUAUCUUCCUGAUAUACAACUGUGACAAAAAGGGAAAGUGGCUGAAAUAGUCAUUUUAUUUGAUCAUUUCCGAAGCUUACAAAUAAAACAUGUUACUCUUGA